AGAUCUACCUAGCAACGGUCAUCGUUUACAUUCAUUGUGGUAUCCAAGGGGAAUACUGUCGUCACAAAUCCGGGUGUAGAAAGUAGGCUAUGUACUGUCUUGUCUUGUUACCAGACAGUGUUUGCUACUUGAAUCGAAAGGUAGUGGAAUCCGCUCCGGGCAGAGUUAGGGUUUUUCCAGUAUGUCUAGUAAAAUGGACGACGAUGAAUUUCAAGCUUCCAUGAGCAAGGUUGACGAAGUAAUGAGGAUACUCGGUAUGAUGAACAGUGGAGAUAAGGACAAGGAACAGAUGGGAAUUGCUUUCGCGGAUCGAUUUUUGGGCGAAGACAAAAAGGACCUGGAGAAAAUCGAUGUCAAUAAUUUCAUAGUUCGUGUCAAUCAGGAGCGAACAAUGAUUAACAAAAAAGAUGAUCCCUUGGAAAAACCGUCGUCGGAUAAAUUUGCAUUUAUGGCUGAUGUUGAAAAGGAUGCGGCACGUCGUGCGGCAGAACGGAAGGAACGCGAACAAACUGCUCAGGGAUUGAGGCGAGCCGGAAACCGUGCCUUUCGGAAGGGAGAGUACGAGAAGUCAAUCAGUAUGUACACGAAAGCGAUUGAUUACCUCCGGGACAGUCCGAUACUGUACAACAAUAGGGCGUUGGCCUACAUCAAAAUAAAGCUUUAUAAACGAGCAAUAAUUGAUUGUGACUUUGUGAUCAGUAAGCUAGACGAUAAAAACCUGCGGUCGUGGAUUAACCGGGCGACGGGUUAUUAUCUACUGGGCGAAACCAGAGUAUAUGAGAAGAGCAUUGCCGAGGCAAGAAAGAAUAACCCCAAAGAUUUGGACUACAUUGAUCGGAUUGUGCAGAAGAUUGAAGGGACGGUAGCAGGCGAAGGCAAUGAUUCGGAAGGAUUGGAAGCUACUGGCGGCGGAGGAGAUGCCGCCGAAAGACCUCUGCCGAUGGACGAUGUACAAUCCAAUUCAUCAAACGAUUCAUAAACGAUGCUAAUGCGACAGGUUAUUCCGUGACUGCAAUAAAGCUAUGACUUUCAUCAAAUCCAAUCGCUGACAAAUGAGUUUGCUUAUUACACAGGGGCUGCUGUUGCAAAUGAUGGCCUCAGUUUGCUGUGCAAUUUUAUCGAUAAAACUUUCCCAGAACAUCAACUUGUUACUCACGCUCAACGGUGAAGGGGUGUGGUAAAAAGUUUGACUGCAAGGAAACAAACAAACCGCAUGCAAAACCAAAUGUUGUUGUUGGCUCCAGGACAAGCUUGUGGGGGUGCAUCCGUUAUGGUGGCUAUGAAGCAAGAGUUGUUUACGUGCUGGGCGUACACUGAACUGUUCUGUGUUACGUGUUUUCAUGAAGACGCACGUAGAAUGAAACUUUUUUUUUUAAAUUAUGCAGGCCAGGAAUUUCCUUCUUCUUGUUGUUAUAUUUUAUACUGUAUUUAUUAAAUCAUUUAUCAACUUACCUAGCAACAAUAGCACACCCAGAAA
Messenger RNA from Malaya genurostris, 1477 nucleotides. Its product is annotated as tetratricopeptide repeat protein 12-like. The record is from RefSeq and is a predicted model, not a curated record. Gene Ontology annotation, molecular function: protein binding. The coding region runs from base 182 to 979 and encodes 265 amino acids. Lineage: Eukaryota; Metazoa; Arthropoda; Insecta; Diptera; Culicidae. The transcript has 2 exons.